Trichomonas vaginalis G3 is the source of this 855-nucleotide messenger RNA. RefSeq lists its product as uncharacterized. The transcript has a single exon. The record is from RefSeq and is a predicted model, not a curated record. NCBI's taxonomy places the organism in Eukaryota, Parabasalia, Trichomonadida, Trichomonadidae.
UUGGUGGUGCAGCAGCUAUUAUGUCUGCAUUCAAAAAAAAACAAAGGAUCCAUAAUCGUUGGCGGUGGAAAAUCUCAAGGAUUCCAACAAUUUGGCACAGGCUCAGAUUAUGAAGUGUUCCGUAUAAACGCUAAUCGAGUUCCAGAUUUUAUUGAACAUAAGAUCAAUUUGCUGAUGCAAGAUCAAACCCCAGAAGUUAUUUCUCAUAAAGGUGAAAUUAUUGAAUCAUUAAGAGAUGCUGUCGAAUUUGGUUCUUACGAGAUUGAAGAUCAUCGCAUGGUAGAUACAGUUGCAUAUAACGAUCAAUCUGGAAAACUUUACUUGUACAUUUACACAUUCGAAGGAUAUUUGAAACCUAAUCAAGUUCAUAAAGUUGCAUGCUCUUCAUUGAAAAUCACAGUUGAUUUCAAGCUCCCAAGAGACUGGAUCAUCGUAGCCAAAUUUAAAGCUAGCAUGCUCCAGUGCUCCAUGUGCCAGGAACUUCAAUUCCUUCCUGAAAAGUCAAUGUCAAUGGAAAAUGUUGUUGACGCCAUUUCAGUUGCCCUUGCUCCUGCUGUUUUAGGUCUUAUCAAGCUUCCACCUCCAUUUCUCAAAAUAAUGAGCGCUGCUUUCAAGACUCAAAUUGAUAAUCCAAACGGCGACGUUAGACCAGCUCCAAAUCCAGAGCUUGCGGCUCAAUCAUUAAAGUUAAUGGACCAGUUUGAACAAAACCAAAAGCAGAUUAUUUCAGACAUUGAAAAGCAAUUAGGAUUUGGCCUUAACUCUGAUGAAGGUCACCAUCAUAUGCGUAACCGUAUGAGAAUUCCAGAGCGUCAUUAUCAUCGCCACCAUCAUCAUCCAUACGAUUUCGCUUAA